GGCGAAUCUGAUCGUCUAUAAGAGCAGACAGGAGGCAGGCAUGGCUAUAGGGUUUUCAUGCACCUCCUAAGCAGUACUGGUUAUUGCACGCGCUCUCUGCACGAUGACCACAGAAGAUAUGCAGGAAUCACAUCGCUCAGACCACUCAAACACUCAUGUCUCUCGUGAUAUAUCAACCGAUCCUACUCAAGCUGAGGUCAAUCCUCUGGAUCUACUCCACCACCAGGCGACCGAUAGCGUCAGCAUGGAAGAGUGCACAAGGGAAACCAAUACAGGCGAGAUCAUCAAGCCAAUCCAAUCUUUCAUCACAGGUAAAACGGAAGACUGGAAGCUCGUAACUUUCAGGAUUGAUGAUACCGAGGACCCCAAAAAUUGGUCUAAACCCUUCAAAUGGUAUUGUACAAUGAUAGUGUCUUUCGCAUGUUUUGUGGUCACUUUCUCUAGUAGUGUCAUCACGGCGGACAUUGAAGGCCCGGCAAAAGCAUUUGGCGUCUCUCGGGAGGCCAGCACUGUUGUUGUGACAGUGUUCGUCAUUGGUUUUGGUGUCGGUCCAAUGGCAUUUGCCCCCUUGUCCGAAAUGGUUGGCCGGCGGGUUGUAUAUGCAACUACGCUCCUGUUGGCUGUCAUAUUUAUUAUCCCAUGUGCUGUCGCUCCAAACAUUGGAACACUCAUUGUCUGCAGAGCGAUCGAUGGGAUUGCGUUUAGUGCUCCCAUGACGCUAGUUGGCGGUACUUUGGCUGACCUCUGGGAUAAUGAAGAACGAGCAGUACCCAUGGCAGCGUUCUCAGCUAGUCCAUUUCUUGGACCAGCUAUUGGACCUCUAGCUGGUGGCUUCCUUGCGGAUGCUACCAACUGGAAAUGGCUAUACUGGCUGCAAUUGAUAUUGGCCUUUGUUGCUUGGAUUCUGAUCACCUUUACUGUACCCGAGACAUACGCACCGACUCUUCUCAAAAAAAGGGCCAAGAAACUGAGGAAUCUUGAAAAUGACCAUGGCUAUGUGGCAGAAGUAGAACUGGAUCCUCGAACAAUGGGCGAGAGGUUGCGGGUCUUUCUCUUCCGCCCGUUCGAGCUUCUGUUUCUGGAGCCUAUUGUCCUGUUUAUUUCACUUUACAUGUCGGUAUUAUACGGUCUACUGUACAUUUUUUUCGUUGCCUACCCUGUGAUAUAUUGCUCUGGAAAGGGGUGGAGCGCCAGUGCCACUGGCCUGAUGUUCAUACCUCUUGCAAUUGGUGUCCUCAUGAGUGCUUCAUGCGCACCUUUCGUCAAUAGACACUUCCUAUCCAUAUGUGCUAAGCAUGGAGGAAAGCCUCCUGCCGAAGUUCGUUUAAUCCCGAUGAUGCUUUCUUGUUGGUUUAUACCCCUAGGCCUAUUCAUAUUUGCUUGGACAUCGUACCCUCAUAUCCACUGGAUUGGACCUGCAAUUGGAGGAUGGCCAGUGGGGUUCGGCAUCAUCUUCUUGUACAACUCAGCCAACAACUACCUCGUGGAUACGUACCAGCACCAAGCUGCGUCUGCUCUCGCUGCCAAAACAUUCCUUCGCUCAAUAUGGGGGGCGUCUACCGUCCUCUUCACUGAACAGAUGUAUGAUCGUCUCGGGUACCAGUGGGCAAGCACAUUGCUUGCUUUCAUUGCCCUGGCCUGCUGUGCGAUACCAUACGUUUUCUACUUCAAAGGGGCCUCCAUUCGAGGUUUCUCACGACAUGCCUCUAGUAGCGAUGAGGAAAAGGUCGAGAGAGAUCAAUUAGACACGCAGUGCCAUUGGUGA
Messenger RNA from Aspergillus sclerotioniger CBS 115572, 1765 nucleotides. Its product is annotated as MFS transporter. Gene Ontology annotation, biological process: transmembrane transport. The transcript is spliced from 4 exons. The coding region runs from base 104 to 1765 and encodes 553 amino acids. The record is from RefSeq and is a predicted model, not a curated record. Lineage: Eukaryota; Fungi; Ascomycota; Eurotiomycetes; Eurotiales; Aspergillaceae. Gene Ontology annotation, molecular function: transmembrane transporter activity.